GUCUGCUCCAUUCUGAUGAUCUAAAACUACUCUGGAGUACAGUUUGGAUUCUUGUACAGAUUUGCGAAGAUCCUGAUACCAGUGUUGAAAUUCGAAUUUGGGGUGGAAUCAAACAACUCCUUCAUAUUUUGCAAGGGGAACGAAGUCUGUUUUUGGAUUGUUCUUCUAUUGGGAGUUUAUCUAGUGCAAACAUAGCUGGGAGAAUCCAGCAGCUUCAUUUAUCAGAAGAGUUAAACCCUCAUGAAAUACAAGAAAAUACAUUUUCUCUUCAAGCAGGAGAAUGGAGUAUAUACAAUAGCAAAGCUGCUUUUACCUAAUAAGCAAAGGAAUAUAGCAAAGGCUAAUUUAUUACAGUGUUAUGCAUUCAGAGCCCUGAGAUUUCUUUUUAGUAUGGAAAGAAAUCGACAUCUUUUUAAAAGGCUCUUUCCUACAGACUUGUUUGAAAGCUUCAUAGAUGUUGGGCAUUAUAUUCGUGAGAUCAGUGCCUAUGAAGAGCUAGUAUUGAAAUUAAAUGCAUUACUGGAGGAUGAAGUUAAGCAAAUUGCUGAAAAUAUUGAAAAUAUUAAUCAGAAUAAAGCACCUAUGAAAUACAUAGGCAAUUAUGCAGUUUUGGAUCAUCUUGGCAGUGGAGCAUUCGGAAGCGUUUAUAAGGUUAGAAAACAUAGUGGCCAAAACUUUCUAGCAAUGAAAGAGAUUAAUUUACAUAAUCCAGCAUUUGGAAAAGAUAAAAAAGAUCGAGAGAGCAGUGUAAAGAACAUUGUCUCCGAAUUAGCCAUAAUUAAAGAACAGCUUUAUCAUCCCAAUGUUGUACGAUACCACAGAACCUUUUUAGAAAAUGAUAGAUUGUAUAUAGUUAUGGAGCUUAUAGAAGGAGCACCCCUUGGAGAACACUUUCAUUCUUUGAAGGAAAAACAACAACAGUUUACAGAAGAGAGAAUAUGGAAUAUAUUCAUUCAACUGUGUUUAGCUCUUCGGUAUUUGCACAAAGAGAAAAGGAUUGUCCAUAGAGACCUCACUCCAAACAAUAUCAUGCUGGGAGAUAAGGAUAAAGUAACAAUCACUGACUUUGGUCUUGCAAAGCAAAAACAGGAGAACAGUAAACUCACUUCAGUAGUUGGAACUAUUCUGUAUUCCUGCCCUGAAGUUGUAAAGAGUGAGCCAUAUGGUGAGAAGGCUGAUGUCUGGGCUUCAGGAUGUGUUUUAUAUCAGAUGGCAACACUCAACCCUCCAUUUUAUAGCGCCAACAUGCUCUCCUUAGCAACUAAAAUAGUAGAAGCUGUUUAUGAGCCAGUACCUGGAGGUAUAUAUACUACAAAGAUAUCAGCUGUCAUAAAAAAGUGUUUGACCCCUGAUGCAGAGAUCCGUCCUGAUAUAGUAGAGGUCAGUUCAAUGAUUUCAGAUGUUAUGAUGAAGUAUUUAGAUGGAUUAUCAAAUUCCCAGCUUGUCUUGGAGAAGAAAUUGGAACGUGAAAGAAAGCGUACUCAGAGAUAUUUCAUGGAGGCCAAUAGGAAUGCAAUAAAAUGUCACCAUCAACUUGCUGUGUUAUCUCAGGAACGUUAUGAAAAAUCAAGUCUCAGUAGCAGUAGUAGUGGAGCAGCUAGUUUAAAAAGUGAAUUUUCUGAAAAUAUUGAUAUUCUAUCUGAAAACCUCCAUAAAUUUUCUGGAAAAGAUGAAGAGAAAGAUGAAACCCUGUCAGAUGAUAACUGCAUUUUAGAAAACACAGAAAAAGAUAUUUUCUCGGAAUUUGGUGAUGAAUUGGAUAUUGCAGAUCAUUCUAGCAGUUCUAGUUCAAGUCCCCUUAAAGAGUCAGCAUUUGGUAUAAAACGCAGCUUAAGUGCUUAUGAAAGACAGCCUCAGGCAAGAGAUUACACUAGAAUUCCAGGAUUCAGACCAAGACCCGCAUCAGCUGGGAUUGCUGUGUCACAACGGAAGGUGCGUCAGAUCAGUGAUCCUAUUCAACAGAUUCUAGUUCAGCUGCACAAAAUUAUUUACAUCACUCAGCUGCCACCAACUCUGCAUUGCAAUUUGAAAAGAAGAAUUGUCGAGAGAUUCAAGAAAUCUUUAUUCAGUCAGCAGAGUAAUCCAUGUAAUUUGAAGUCUGAGAUUAAGAAGGUACUUCAAGGUUCCCCAGAAUUGAUUGAACCUAAUUUUUUGACUUCAGAUUGCCAUUUGUUGCUUCACUCUUCAAGUGGCAGUACUUUAGUCCUAGAUGACAGACCUGGUCUACUUGGCACUUUUGACAUGGAUGAAGGAAUGACAUAUGAACAAAUGCAGACUGUAGUUGAAGAGGUUCUGGAGGAAUGUGGAUAUUACAAUUUUACCUCAAGCAGGUAUCAAUACUAUCCUUGGGGAGCAAGAAAUCAUUCAGCCAGAAGAUGAGCACGUGUAAUUUUGACUACAUUGGCAGAUUUUCUAAUAAGGUCUAAAUGUCUUGACUUUAGCUGUUAUUUUCCCAAUGAUAAAGGGAAACACUGGAUAAAACACAAGACAAAAGGAAACACACAGGAAACAGAAAUCAUUCAGAUCUUCUAUGUAGCUUACAAAGAAUCAUCAAGCAAUAGAACUCUAGUGUAUGUCUUUGGCAGUAGGUAUAUGCAAUAUAGUUAUGAUGUGGUUUAUGCAAAAGAUAUGGUUUAUGCAAAAUGUAAACAUUUUUCCAAGUACUUCGACUAAGAUGACAAUGCACAGUUCUUCAGCACAUUCUUGAUUUUUGGAAUGGCCUGUUGAAUACUCAGGCUUAUUAGAAAUCUUAGUUUUUACAGAUUUCUUAAUACCAGAGAGUCUAUUUUUUAUAAUAGAAUAUAUUUUAGACAGAGAGCAAUUUAGAAUGUCUAAGGAAAGGAUACAAAGUCUAUCUAUAUUAAAAUCAAAAAUAACUGGGGAAUCGGAAAAGAGCAUUCCAAAUACUGCUUUAAUUAUUUGAAAUAGUUGGGAUUUAUACUGCAAUAAUACAGACAGUAUUUACAGCUUUCACAAUUUCUAACAUUUGUUAAAAGAUUAGUGCACGAAACAUGCUUAGAUUCUAUAGUAAAUAUUAAUAUCUAGUCUAGAUAUAGAUGUAAAGCCACACAAAAACAUGUACAUAUAUAUUUAUAUUAAACAAAUACUGUAAUUAAUUAUUAUUGCUAAUUAGAUAUGGCAUUGCAUUUUUAAAAACUGGAAAUCUUUCUGAAAAAUGUUUAUAAAAUAGUAGUGCACACAUUAUUAUCUGGACAUUUCUUUACCUUUAUACCUUUGGCAUAUUUUUAGCUUUACUAAAUCUUUUAAAUUUAGUAAAUACUGAGUAAAUGUAUGGUUAUCUACAGUGAGGAUGUAAGUUUUAUAGAUUGUAGUAAUGUAGUAAUUUCCAAAUUCCAUUGACUUUUUAAAAUAAUAUAUUUGAAAAUUUUAAUAUAGGCUUUAAUCUUUGAACAUGUAAGAUGAAGGACAAUAUCCAAUAUUGUCUUAGGGGAUUGAAAGAGAAAAGGAAAUCAAUUCUACCAACUGUAUCUGUUAAUAUACUGUUGGUUUACAUAAAAUGUAAUGUAUAUGUAUGUUAACAAUAUUUUUGAAGUUACACGCUUACAGUAAUUUAAAUUACUAGGAGGCAUAUUACUUAAUAUAGCAUACUAUAUUUAGUUAAGGGAGAUGUGGAGGGAGGCCUAGGAAAAAAGUACGUUCAGAUUUGCCUAUUCUAACAUAUCUUAAUCUGCUACAAAUUAUAAAAUGAAUUUGAGAUAAAACAAAAAGGAUGUUUGAAAUCAAAAUAAGAAAACUGCAACAAAAUACUACAAAGCAAAAAUACCAUCUAGCAUUGCAAUUUAUCACUUUUAAAAGGCAAUAAUACUUCAGCAAUGUUUUCUGCAUUUAGGUGCUGAAGUUGGUAAUGAAGAUGCACAUACUGAAACUUUCAGUAGGACUGCAUGACUUAGAGAUUAGCUAGGUUCUUAUAUGUAUGUACGGUGUGUUUUAAGGGGUAUAGACCUUCUCUACAUUUUGCUUGUUCACUACAAUAAAAUCAAUA
Notechis scutatus (mainland tiger snake) is the source of this 4003-nucleotide messenger RNA. The record is from RefSeq and is a predicted model, not a curated record. NCBI's taxonomy places the organism in Eukaryota, Metazoa, Chordata, Lepidosauria, Squamata, Elapidae.